UCCAGAGCCAAACAUGGGGUGCAGUUUGGUCACCGACUGCGAACGGCCACUUUGAAGAAGAAAAAAAAAGUAUGAAGAAGCGCUUCUGAGGAAAAGGACAAUGCCUCGGUUUCUCUGAAGAACUCAACUCAUCUCCAUCCGGGCGCGCUUGCCAGAAAGUAAAAAAAGGGAGAGAAAAAAAAAGAGAGAGCGAGAGAGAGAGAGACGGAGGGGAGGCUUUCCUGGAAACUUUCACAGUCCUUGGACCCUCUGAGCUCUUCCAAGGACUCCGGGAUCCCGGUCAGAGACUUACAUGCUGAAUAUUCCUGCAUUCACUUGAGGUCCAGGCUGUUCGGGGAGCAGUAGGUCCCGGAGCUCCAAUGCCAGUGGACAUGCAGCCACACCAGGGGCUGUAUUACUACGAGACCUCGCCCUGCCAGCCCUCCAGAGGCCUAGUAUCAUCAGACCAGUCUCCCUACAGCGAUGUGUCUUCGCUGCGCGCCCCGCACCUCGACGGCCCUCCCCAGGAAUGCCACGGCAUGUACAAUCCCAUGGCCAACAUGACUCACGGAUCAGGGUCGGGGCCCGGCCAGGGGAACGGCCACUGCCUGGAUCAAUACAUGAGGCCCCCCCAGGCUCCUCCACCGCACAGUAUGAUGGGCCACCGGGGCAUGCCGCCCACAGAUGGCUGCAAUAGCACCCCCUACUGUAACCAAAACAACAUCAUGUCAUCACAUCACAGCUUCUGUCAGGUCCAGCCCGGCUCAGAUCAGAUCGGCUCAGGUGACGGCUCGAGGUUCUCCACCCCUCGCUCCAUGCUGAAGCUGAGUAAAAAGAGAGCGCUGUCCAUCUCUCCUCUGUCUGACGCCAGUGUGGACCUGCAGACGGUCAUCCGAACCUCGCCCAACUCUCUCGUGGCCUUCGUUAACUCUCGCUGCAACCCCAACGGCGCCAGCUCUUAUGGUCAUCUCUCUGUGAGCGCCAUGAGUCCGUCGCUGGGUUAUUCCAGCAACAUGAACUGCCAGUCCCGACAGCAGGGGUCCAUGUACGGAGGGGGGGGGACGCCUCUGGGCCCGCCGGGCCCCUGCCAAGCCUCUCGUUUACCUCCCCACAACCCUCGACUCCACGCUGCGCCCAAGCACGGACAUCUGAAGACAGAGCCUGGGCUGGACGGCAUCAACGUGAAGACGCUGGAGGAGAGGUCGGAGGGAGACGUGGCCAGUCCUUCUUCCACCGGCACGCAGGACCCGCUGCUGGGCCUGCUGGACGGCAGGGAUGACCUGGACAAGGACGAUGGGAAGCCUGAGCCGGAGGCCGUCUAUGAGACCAACUGUCGGUGGGAAAGCUGCAACAAGGAGUUCGACACGCAGGACCAGCUAGUUCAUCACAUCAACAACGAGCACAUCCACGGGGAGAAGAAGGAGUUCGUGUGUCACUGGCAGGAGUGCUCUCGAGAACAGAGGCCGUUCAAAGCCCAGUACAUGCUGGUGGUUCACAUGCGCAGACACACCGGAGAGAAGCCACACAAGUGCACUUUUGAAGGCUGUAAUAAAGCCUACUCUCGCCUGGAGAACCUGAAGACCCACCUGCGCUCUCACACUGGGGAGAAACCGUACGUGUGUGAACAUGAAGGCUGCAACAAAGCCUUCUCCAACGCUUCAGACCGGGCUAAGCAUCAGAACCGAACUCAUUCCAAUGAGAAACCUUACGUCUGUAAGAUCCCUGGUUGCACUAAACGAUAUACUGAUCCGAGCUCCCUGCGCAAGCAUGUGAAGACGGUGCACGGCCCCGAGGCCCACAUCACCAAGAAGCAUCGAGGAGACACCGGCCCCCGACUCCCCGGCUUAGCCAUGACUCCUGGAGCCCCAAACUCUGAACUCCUGCAGGAGAAAGAAGAGACACGCAGAGAAGACUGCAAACUACUGGCCCCCGAGACUGCUCUGAAAUCCCAACCAAGCCCUGGCGGUCAGUCGUCCUGCAGCAGCGAGCGCUCCCCGCUGGGGAGCACCAACAACAAUGACAGCGGUGUGGAAAUGAACCUCAACGCCGCUGGCAGCUUGGAGGAUCUAACAGGGUUGGAAGAUGGAGUUUUGGCUGGAGGAGGAGGAGGGGAGCCGGGAACAAUGGGAAUGUCGGCUCAGGCUCUGAAAAGGCUGGAGAACCUGAAGAUUGACAAGCUGAAGCAAACCCGCAGGCCCACCCCACCUGGACGUUGCACGGGCAACAAACUUCCCGCCAUUUCUGGUCCAGGAGAGAACAUGGGAAUGUGUGCACCUUCUCCAAUCCUGUCUAAUCGACGCGUUAUGGAGCUGUCCAACCACGAGCUGGGAGGAGGAACGAUCGCCUGCUCCAGCAACGACCGGAGGGGCAGCGGCACCAGCAGCCUGAGCUCCGCCUACACCGUGAGCCGUCGUUCCUCCAUGGUGUCCCCCUACCUGUCCAGCCGGCGCUCCAGCGAGGUCUCGCAAAUGGGAGGAACGACGGGCGGAGGGUGUCACCUUCUGAGCCCAGAAGAAGCUGGAAGAGACCCACUCUCUCCCGAGAGCAGUCGCAGAGGCGCUCCGUGUCCCGGGGGGAGAGGAUUACCAAGCCUUCCUAAUUUAACGCCCGCUCAGCAAUACAGCCUGAAGGCUAAAUACGCCGCGGCGACCGGUGGGCCGCCACCUACUCCUUUACCCAACAUGGAGCAGCAGCCGGUUACUCCGGGCAGAAGAGGUGUGUUGAGCGAGUACCAGGGGCAGCCCCUGCCUCCUUUCCUUCAUCCGGCCGGUCCUCGCAGGCACAGCGCCAACACAGAAUACGGUACGGGCGUCAUCUACCCUCACCAGGCUCCGGGGAACAACACCAGACGAGCCAGUGAUCCGGUUCGAUCGGUAGCAGACCCGCAAACUCUUCCCAAGCGCUUCAAUAGCUUGAGUAACGUGGCCAUGAUGGGCCGCAGGAACGCGCUGCAGCUCCGCGGCUCCGACAGCAGCCUGGCCCGUCACAUGUACUCCCCUCGGCCGCCGAGCAUCACGGAGAACGUCAUGAUGGAAGCCAUGGGCAUGGAGCCCCACCUCGGCCCUGUAGACGGCAGAGAUCGCUCCAUGAUGAUUAGCUCCGGGGAAAGAAACUUCAUGGGCUACCAGAGACAGAGUCAGACCCUUGUGGUCGACGGUGCUAUUUCAAACCAGCUCUCGCCGAGCCACGACUCUCUGAGCUGCCCCGAUCCCGGUAACAUGCAGCAACACUACCAGGGCCAGGGCGUGGAAGUCGCCUCCAGGGUUGGGGGAAAUCUAAUGGGCCAGACGAGACCUACUCAGCCAGAGGGAAUGUCAAACGCUCUUCUCCAACAGGCUGAGUACAGUAUGAGCACCUGCCAGUUAAGUCCUUCAGGUCCCCAUUACCCAAAUAUUGGCCAAGGUGGCGACACCAGAGGUCCCUGGAACGAGACUCACAACCAAGUCCAAACUUCCGGUCACGCUUUUCAGAACCGGCAAACAAUGAUGUACUCGGAUCCUAAUCUGCAGGCUCAGCAAACACAGGCCCACUUCAACGAUCAGACGGCUCUCUACACCAGUUCUGACGGAACUCACAAACUCAUCAUAAAGCCCGAGCAGCAGUUCCAUCCUGGCAUGGGCGAUAGAGAGUCCUGUCAAAGCUCUAAGCUCCAGCAGCAGCAGAUCCUCCUGCAACAGGCGCAGGGUUAUCCACAACAAACGGCCCAGGUGAUGAUGAGGAACUCGAACAAUCCCACCUGUGACUUUCAAGGACCGAACCAAAACUCUUUCCCUGGUGGAGGAGGAGGAGGAGGAGGAGGAGGAGGAGGAGGAGGGGGAUUGAGCUUAGGCUGCGCUGGCUCUGCCCUGGCCGACGGCCAAAGGUCGGAAACCCCAAUGAUGCAGGUGAAGGAGAUGAUGGUGCGGAAUUACGUGCAGUCCCAGCAAGCGCUCAUGUGGGAGCACCAACAAGAGCAGCAGCAGCCGAGUGGAAUCAAACCACCUCCUCUUUCCGACAACAUGAAUUUGAGCUGUCAGACGGCAAUGAUGCAGCAGAGUCCCCAACACCAGAAUCAGAACUUUUAUUCCAACCAGACGUAUCCUUCCUACCCCAAUCAGAACCUGGUUAUGAACGCCCGAGUGUCCGGCUCGGUGGCGUCUAAGGACCAGCAGCUGGCGGGCCUUCAGGGCUCGUGCUACAAUCAGGAGAUGGUGCAGGUGCCCAGGCCCCCUCAAGGACGGAAACCUCUCAGCCGCCAGAACAGUCUGUCGCAGGCCGGACCGGGGGCGGGGGCGGGCUACCUGGGCAGCCCGCCCCAUCUCAGCCCCGCACACUCCACCUCCAGCCCCAGACGGGGCGUCCGCCUUCCUCCGGUCCAGCACCCGCAGCACCCUCAAAACGAAAUAUUCUCCCCUUCCAACAACAACAACAACAUGUACUAUUCUGCUCAAAUAAACAUGGAUUUGGGGAAACAAAUGGAACCCGCAAACGGACCUUGCCUUAACCAGCAGCACAGUAUGGGCUCCAGCCUGGACCCCGUAGGGGGAACAAAGCCUUCCCCCAUGACUCCCUAUCCAGUUUCUGGCCCCAUUUCGAAUGCCUUAGAAAACCUAGACUUGGACAAUGCCCGUAUAGACUUCACUUCCAUCAUCGACGAUGCUGAUACUUCUUCGUUUAGUCCGGUCAAUAAUCCCCUCCCGGGCCAGCCAGGAUCUUCUUCGCAGGCUUCCUCCCGCCUCACCACCCCACAGACUUCUGUCAGCCUGGCUCCGGGCUCCGGCCUGUCAAACAUGGCUGUGGGGGACAUGACGUCCAUGCUUACCUCACUGGCUGGGGAGAAUAAGUAUCUGAACACUCUGUCUUAAAAAAGGACUCUUUGGCAGCUAAGCACUCUUUUAGGGGUAACAAUCAAACGAUGCCUUUGGCUCAAAAUAGGGCUGGGCGAUAUGGACCAAAAGUCAUAUCUCGAUAUUUUCUAGCUGAAUGGCGAUACUCGAUAUAUAUCGAUAUUUUUUCUGUGCCAUAAUUGGGGUUUCCCCCAAAGCAUUAUAGCAUAGCAUCUCUGUUAGCUUCAUUUUUUUCUGAGGCAAACCCUUAAAAAAACAGUCAGUUUUAAUACAAAGCCUCGUGCCAAAUGUCACACAGGUUCCUUUAUUAACAGAGAUCUGCACAAUAUCAAAAUGUAUAAAACAAAUGAAAUAAAAACAAACUGCCUGCGUAUAUAGAAUAAAAAUGAUUCUUGAAUAAAAUAAAACAAAUAUCCCUUUCCUGCAUAACAAUUAUAUUCAAAUACACUGUGCAAUUAAUACAAUGUAGACAGUAACAGGCAGACUUUUCCACUGAGGUUGACAGUUGUGCAAAUAACAAAACAUUUGUGCAAAUCUCAAAUAAAACAUUCAAGUCAAUUUGUCACAAAAUAAGCUAUAUCAAUAUCAUUAAUUUUUUUUUUUUUUUUUUAAAUCGAUAUAAACGAUAUUGUCUCGUACCAUAUCGCGUUUGAAAAUAUAUCGAUAUAUAUUAAAAUCUCGAUAUAUCGCCCAGCCCUAGCUCAAAGCUCUAACUCAAGUCACGUAGAAAGAUUUCUCCAAGUACAUCGCAAGAACAUUUAGUUAGUUAGAAAAGGAUCAACAGUAAUGUGUUAUUUUCUGCAUACCUUCAAGUACCUUUGUGUAUAAAACACAACUUGCCAGGAUUUUGAAGUACGAAGGACUCAUGUACUGAACACCCACGUCAAAGGGGCAAAGGCAUUUUUUCCUAUGUUUUGGUUAGUUUUGGUAUCUUCACUGAUUUAAAUAUUAUGCAAAUCCCUAUCAGAAACCUUAAAACCAAAGGUGCCUAAUCUCAACCCCCUACAACUGCAUACGUCCCUUUGCUGCCUUGGUUCUUUCUUCUGUGCCUUAAGUGUAAGACACAAAACUUCUUGCCUGAUGUGAAAUGACGAUGCUGAUUGUUUUUUUCCGAACAGGCAUCGCAGUCACAAAGGGCCUUUUCUCUACAGUGAAGCAGAGAAGGAUAUGUGUAAAUACAUUUUAUAUAUAUACAGAAUGAUGUAUAUAUGACAAUGAGGCAUUGGAGUAGUUAUCCCCUUGUCUUCUGAUAGUCCGCUUGAAUUCUGAAGCCCUGUGUUCAGUGGGGAUGGGAUGUUUAUAAAAAUGGUCGUUUGAAGAGAUGACAAAGCUAUGCUUUUGACGACUGAGAAAUAAUUUCUCUUUGCUACUAAAUCUUCUCCUGUAUUUGCUUUGGCGUUUCCUCCUUUUUCAGGAACAGCACCAUCUGCACCAGCGGUAUAUCAGUAUUUCUUACAUAUGCACAAAUACAGAGCAGAUACACUCACCGCAUCCCUGCACAUGCACCCACACACAGACACUCAGGACUUGUUUUGAAUCUUUUGUGUGUACGUUGUAAUUGCCUUUUCCAGACAGAGAGUUUGCACUCUACAUGUUUACUGUAACUGUUCCUCCAGGGGCGUCAAUUGGGUACGGCAAGGUACGGCAGCCGCCACACCUCGGCUUCAAGGGAAAAUGUAAAUGUUUGUUUUUUAAAUACAUUUAUGGAAUUACUCUGUGUCUAUUUGUAUUGAUUAUUCUAUUACUUAAUACAUAUAGAAUAACUACAAAUGCAAAUCAGAACAACAUGAUCGAUUUCACUUGUUAUUAUACACUGCAAAAACUCAAAAUCUUAACAAGAAUAUUUGUCUUAUUUCUAGUUAAAAUGUCUAAUUUUUAGUCAAAAAAAAUCUCAUUACAUUUAAGACAAGACUCAAAAACAACCAUUUUCACCUGUUUCAAGUAGAUUUUCACUUAAAAAUCUCUAGUUAAAAUGUCUCAUUUUAGUAAAAAAAAAAUGUCAUUACACUUAAAACAAGACACAUCACUGGAAAAAACAUCAAUUUUCACCUGUUUCAAGUAGAUUUUCACUUGAAAUAAGUAGAAAAAUCUGCCAGUGAAACAAGAUUUUUUUGCUUGUAAUGAGAAGAUAAAUCUUGUCCCACUGGCAAAUUUUUCUACUUAUUUCAAGUGAAAAUUUACUUGAAACAGGUGAAAAUGGUCAAAUAACAAGUUAUUUUUCUGGUGAUGACUCUUGUUUUAGGUGUAAUGAGAUUUUUUGACUAAAAAUUAGACAUUUUAACUAGAAAAUAAGACAAAUUUUCCUGCUAAGAUUUUGAGUUUUUGCAGUGAGCGAGACUGCAUUUGAAAAAGUUCCAAUUUUCUUGACCACACAGAUAAGCUACAUAGCAGACUUCUGUGAUGAGUAUUUGUUGGACGUGUUGAUUGAUACUCUAGUUAAGUUCUGGGACUCGUAACCUUGCCAUACCUUAGCUUUGACUGAAUUGACGCCACUGUGUUCCUCAAGCAGCUGUUUACUUGUUUCUGUCAGAUGUGCUUAUAACACGAUGUACCCGCCCUUUUUAAGGUACAUAAAACGAGCAAAGCUCAAGUUUAAUAUGUAUUAACAAUCACCUCCUCAUGGCAACAUGUGUAAUGUUUUCAAACAUACAAGACGAUAGUUAAUGAAGCCUUGUAAUGAAACCUAACUGGGCUGGUUUGUGCCUGUUAACAUGGAGUACUUGCCUUCAUUUCAAGAGACUGAGGUACGUUCGUAGUACAGUGCUGCUGCACCUUGGCUCCCAAACAGGAGUUUUAUUGACAAUUCUUCAUAACUAAUUCAGGAGACGGGGUUCAAGAAGCCUAAAUUGGAUGGAUUGCUACCACUGUAGUAAAAUAAAUUGUGUAUAGGUACAGAGAGGUACUUUGUGCAACUAUUGAGCUGUAUCCCAGGAAGUAAGCUGCAGCUCUUUUGUAGGAGAACUACUUUAAUACUGUGGCUUUGCACUGACUACAGCACUGUGUGGAAAGAUCUCUUACAGCUAUUCACAUGAACCUCAUUUUUAUGUCAUUAAAAAAAAAAAAAACAGUAUUUCCUUUUUUUUUUUAGACAGUUCAAAAAAAAGAUCUGAGCUUGCCUUUGCUCGGUGUUGCCACAUUAAAGUAUUUUUAAAAGUAUUUCCUGUGACAUUGCAUCAUAUUACGGAAGAGUAUUAGGGCCAGGCAGGAGAAAAUAUAUUUGAGAGGGGAAGAUUUUUUUUUUUAUUGUGCACUUCGAGAAAAAAGUUGAAAUGUCGAGAAAAAAGUCGAAAUGUCGAGAAAAAAAAGUCGAAAUGUCGAGAUUAAUGUUGAAGUACAAUUUCGAGAAAAAAGUCGAAAUGUCGAGAAUAAUGUUGAAAUACAAUUUCAAGAAUAAAGUCAAAAUGUCGCCUUUUUUCUCAACAUUUCAACUUUAUUCACGAAAUUUUUAAUUUUUUCUCAACAUUUCGACUUUUUUUUCAAAAUUGUGCUUCAACAUUAUUCUCGACAUUUCGACUUUUUUCUCAUCAACAUUUCGACUUUUUUCUCGAACUGGUGCUUCAACAUUAAUCUCGACAUUUCGACUUUUUUCUCGAAGUGCACAAUAAAAAAAAUCUUCCCCUCUCAAAUAUUUUUUCUCCUGCAUGGCCCUGAUACUCUUUUGUAUCAUAUAACACAGUAAUGUCAAACAUUUCUUCAUUUUGGAACAAGUGCACAACCUACCAAAGACAUUUAAAAGUCACUGAGGAAAAGAUGCACGAACAGAGUAUUAUAUCUCCACAUUAACACUAGCAAUAAGUACAUGACUGUUAGUGCUGUUCUCUAGAAUGUAUGACAUGUUUUGUACAAAAUCCUGUUAUAUCGAUGACCUUUGUGGAUGUUGCCUUCUGUGUGUGCGUGCGUGUAUUUGUUUUUUUUUUUUUUGUAACUCAUCCUUCAUUCUGACUUUUUUGCUGGCAAAAGAAAUAUCACCUUUAGCAACAGAAAGCUACACUAUUAGCAAUAACUAUAAUAGAUAAAAGUGAGUGUUAUAUUUUGUGUACAAUUUUCUACAUUUUUAUACAUAUGUGCUAUAUUUUACAUUUUUAUGAAUAAACGUGCAGUUUGAGAUGAAUGUCGAUUGUCAAAGGUUGUUUUUUUUGCAAUAGAAAUUGCUGCAAUAAGAAGAAAGACAAUGUCUAUUUUAGGAUGAGGUCAUAUUGUGAUUUUAAGGUGCAUGAUUAAUGAUCCUAAGGGGUUUCGAGGUUAACACAUGGGUUUAGGGUCUGGUCCAGAGGUGUCAAGUAACGAAGUACAAAUACUUAGUUACCUUACUUAAGUAGAAAUUUUGGUUAUCUAUACUUCACUGGAGUAAUUAUUU
This is a messenger RNA of Cololabis saira (Pacific saury), 9162 nucleotides long. RefSeq names its product zinc finger protein GLI1-like. The record is from RefSeq and is a predicted model, not a curated record. Gene Ontology annotation, molecular function: RNA polymerase II cis-regulatory region sequence-specific DNA binding; DNA-binding transcription factor activity, RNA polymerase II-specific. Gene Ontology annotation, cellular component: nucleus. Bases 360 to 4823 code for a protein of 1487 amino acids. The transcript is spliced from 13 exons. Gene Ontology annotation, biological process: regulation of transcription by RNA polymerase II; smoothened signaling pathway. NCBI's taxonomy places the organism in Eukaryota, Metazoa, Chordata, Actinopteri, Beloniformes, Belonidae.